UGUAUGCCUCGGUUCGGCGUGUGGGGGUUGGGCCGUUUCAUCCAGCAUUUCUGGGCAAGCAUCUCGGUUGCGAAGCCAAAUGGGGAGAGGGCGGUCCAACUGAGGACAUCUUGUGCCGCUACGAAAUCUUCCUUCCAUUGGUUCGUAUUCUUUGGGUCCGCGGAUAAGGCGAGGAUCUCCGCCAAGAUGCCGAUCAAUCUGGCUGGCGCCGAGGAGGGUGUCAAACAGCCUCCCAUCCUGGGCUCGGGUCGGCGCAAAGGUCGGCCGCGCAAGCUGCUGCUGCCUCCCUGCUGCUCGGUCGUGCCGCCAGCCAAGGCCACGGAACUCAUCCACAGGACGAGGAAGGCCCGCACCCACAACGCCAUCACCAACUACUUUUCGCCGCGCCGUCCGGACGCCGGCGCCGUACUGGAGGCGGCCGAGUGUCCGCCGCUGGCCGGGCCGGCUUGCACGCCGCCCGAUCAGGGCGCCCGCCGCCGCCGCUCCUGUCUGGCGCUCGCCGAGGACGGCUGCGAUGAGCCGCUGGGCACGAGCUCGUCUGGGCCGCCGGAGGAGGCCGUGCUGGAGGCGGCGGCUGCGGGCGCACCGCGCACUCCCGUCAGCCCGCACAAGAUCCAGUCGCUGGACUGCCAGCCGCUGCCAAUGCGGCUGGAGUCGCGGCCGCGCCGACCGCCCCUCUCGCCGGCGCUCAUCCUCAACAAGCCCAAGCAGGCGCGCAAGGCUGCCUCUGCCAAGGCCGGCCGCAGCAAGCGGCCCAGCGGCGGCGGUCCGGCCGGCGGCGCCGCACUGCCGGCCGCCGCCGCCGACGGCAAUCACAAGCUGACCGACUACUUCCCGAUCCGGCGGAGCAACCGGCGCACCAAGCGGGCCCUGGAGGAGGAGCGCUCCUGCCAGAUUCGCAGGCGGCUCGCCAACGACUGCGACGAGGGAUUGGAGGUGGCGCUGUUCCCGGGCAAGGGGCGCGGCGUGGUGACCACGCGACCCUUCGCUCGCGGCGAGUUCGUGGUGGAGUACGCUGGCACGCUGGUGGACCUGGAGGAGGCCCGCCGCCGCGAACGCGUCUAUGCCCAGGAUCAGAACACAGGCUGCUACAUGUACUACUUCAACUGCAAGGACCACAACUGGUGCAUCGACGGCACGCCGGAGACGGCCCGGCUCGGCCGCCUGGUGAACCACAGCCGGCACGCCAACAACUGCGUGACGCGCUCGAUCGAGGUGGACGGCCGGCCGCGGCUCGUGCUGCUCGCCAGGAACGACAUCGCCAAGGGCGAGGAGAUACUCUAUGACUACGGAGACCGCAGCAAGGAGAGCCUCGAGCACCACCCCUGGCUGGCUUCGUAGUUUGCCGGCGCUCGCACCGGCCACCCAUCACUGCCAAGCACUGGCGGCGCGGCUCGCCCUAGCCGCCCGGCGCUGCCUGCCCGUUUGUCCGUCUGUGCGUGUGAAUGUGUAUGCGCGCGUCCGUGCGUGUUAGGGCGUGGGUGUGCGGCGUCAGCUGUAGAGCGGCGCCGUGCCGUGACGGCCGGCACUUGCCAUUGUGUACACUCCGGUGACGGCUGCUGCGAUCGGACUGAUCAGGCAGAUGAAUGUGUGCGGUCGAGCGGCUGCAGCGGCGGCCUCUCCGUUGACUUCACUCAGCGCCGGCAGGCGGCGCUGGCGACUUGGCCCGCGUUCUAUGCGGCCGCCUCGGUGCCGCCGCUGUAUCCAGCCGCGCUCAGGAGGCCGAUGCGGAGUGCGGCCGAGCGCCCCGGGACCGCGCUACUGGUGCCCUCAGCGGCAGUGUCGCCGGCCUCUGAUCGGCCGCCGCUCCGCCCGGGACGCGACCGGGGCCAGAGCCGUGCCCCACUCAGGAUUCUGUGUAGUGACGUUGGUGCCGCGCUACCCGGACGCUGCGGCCGCAACCGGCCGACGCCCGCUCUGCCCGAGGAGGAG
Messenger RNA from Pollicipes pollicipes, 1932 nucleotides. RefSeq names its product N-lysine methyltransferase KMT5A. NCBI's taxonomy places the organism in Eukaryota, Metazoa, Arthropoda, Thecostraca, Pollicipedomorpha, Pollicipedidae. Gene Ontology annotation, biological process: regulation of transcription by RNA polymerase II; regulation of DNA damage response, signal transduction by p53 class mediator. The record is from RefSeq and is a predicted model, not a curated record. The transcript has 8 exons. Gene Ontology annotation, molecular function: protein binding; transcription regulator activity; histone H4K20 methyltransferase activity. Bases 4 to 1341 code for a protein of 445 amino acids. Gene Ontology annotation, cellular component: polytene chromosome; nucleus.